Kogia breviceps (pygmy sperm whale) is the source of this 4515-nucleotide messenger RNA. The record is from RefSeq and is a predicted model, not a curated record. Lineage: Eukaryota; Metazoa; Chordata; Mammalia; Artiodactyla; Physeteridae.
CCUCCUCCUCCUCGGUGGCGGCGGCGGCGAGCGCAGGCGGCGGGCGGCCGGGCCUGGGCAGAGGCCGAAACAGUAGCAAAGGACUGCCUCAAUCUACGAUUUCUUUUGAUGGAAUCUAUGCAAAUAUGAGGAUGGUUCAUAUACUUACAUCAGUUGUUGGAUCCAAAUGUGAAGUACAAGUGAAAAACGGAGGUAUAUAUGAAGGAGUUUUUAAAACAUACAGUCCUAAGUGUGAUUUGGUACUUGAUGCUGCACAUGAGAAAAGUACAGAAUCCAGUUCGGGGCCAAAACGUGAAGAAAUAAUGGAGAGUAUUUUGUUCAAGUGUUCAGAUUUUGUUGUGGUACAGUUUAAAGAUAUGGACUCCAGUUAUGCAAGAAGAGAUGCUUUUACUGACUCUGCUAUCAGUGCUAAAGUGAAUGGUGAACACAAAGAGAAGGACCUGGAGCCCUGGGAUGCAGGUGAACUCACUACCAGUGAGGAACUGGAGGCUUUGGAAAAUGAUGUUUCUAAUGGAUGGGAUCCCAAUGAUAUGUUUCGAUAUAAUGAAGAAAAUUAUGGUGUAGUGUCUACAUAUGAUAGCAGUCUAUCUUCAUAUACGGUGCCCUUAGAAAGGGAUAACUCAGAAGAAUUUUUAAAACGAGAAGCAAGGGCAAACCAGUUAGCAGAAGAAAUUGAAUCAAGUGCCCAGUAUAAAGCCCGGGUGGCCCUGGAAAAUGAUGAUAGGAGCGAAGAAGAAAAAUACACAGCAGUUCAGAGAAAUUCCAGUGAACGUGAGGGCCACAACAUAAACACUAGGGAAAAUAAAUAUAUUCCUCCUGGACAAAGAAAUAGAGAAGUCAUAUCCUGGGGAAGUGGGCGACAGAAUUCACCGCGUAUGGGCCAGCCUGGAUCGGGCUCCAUGCCAUCGAGAUCCACCUCUCACACUUCAGAUUUCAACCCAAAUUCUGGUUCAGACCAAAGAGUAGUUAAUGGAGGUGUUCCCUGGCCAUCGCCUUGCCCAUCUCCUUCCUCUCGCCCACCUUCUCGCUACCAGUCAGGUCCCAACUCUCUUCCACCUCGGGCAGCCACCCCUACACGGCCGCCCUCCAGGCCCCCCUCGCGGCCAUCCAGACCCCCGUCUCACCCCUCUGCUCAUGGUUCUCCAGCUCCUGUCUCUACUAUGCCUAAACGCAUGUCUUCAGAAGGGCCUCCAAGGAUGUCCCCAAAGGCCCAGCGACACCCUCGAAAUCACAGAGUUUCUGCUGGGAGGGGUUCCAUUUCCAGUGGCCUAGAAUUUGUAUCCCAUACCCCACCAAGUGAAGCGACUGCUCCUCCAGCAGCAAGGACCAGUCCCGCAGGGGGCACAUGGUCAUCAGUGGUCAGCGGGGUUCCAAGAUUAUCCCCUAAAACUCACAGACCCAGGUCUCCCAGACAGAACAGUAUUGGAAAUACUCCUAGUGGGCCAGUUCUUGCUUCUCCCCAAGCUGGUAUUAUUCCAGCUGAAGCUGUUGCUAUGCCUGUACCAGCUGCAUCUCCUACGCCUGCCAGUCCUGCAUCCAACAGAGCUGUAACCCCAUCUCUUGAGGCUAAAGAUUCCAGGCUUCAAGAUCAGAGGCAGAACUCUUCUGCAGGGAAUAAAGAAAAUAUGAAGCCCAAUGAGACAUCACCUAGCUUCUCAAAAGCUGAAAGUAAAGGUAUAUCACCAAUUGUUUCUGAACAUAGAAAACAGAUUGAUGAUUUAAAGAAAUUUAAGAAUGACUUUAGGUUACAGCCAAGUUCUACUUCUGAAUCUAUGGAUCAGCUGCUAAACAAAAAUAGAGAGGGAGAAAAAUCAAGAGAUUUGAUCAAAGACAAAAUUGAACCAAAUGCUAAGGAUUCUUUCAUUGAAAAUAGCAGCAACUGCACCAGUGGCAGCAGCAAGCCGAGCAGUCCCAGCAUUUCCCCUUCAAUCCUCAGUAACACAGAGCACAAGAGGGGGCCUGAGGUCACAUCCCAAGGGGUUCAGACUUCCAGUCCAGGAUGUAAACAAGAGAAAGAUGAUAAAGAGGAGAAGAAAGAUGCAGCUGAGCAAGUGAGGAAAUCAACGUUGAAUCCCAAUGCGAAGGAGUUCAACCCUCGUUCCUUUUCUCAGCCAAAGCCUUCUACCACCCCAACUUCGCCUCGUCCUCAAGCACAACCUAGCCCAUCUAUGGUGGGUCAUCAGCAGCCAACUCCAGUUUAUACUCAACCUGUUUGUUUUGCACCAAAUAUGAUGUAUCCAGUCCCAGUGAGCCCAGGAGUGCAACCUUUAUAUCCUAUACCUAUGACGCCCAUGCCCGUCAAUCAAGCCAAGACAUAUAGAGCAGGUAAAGUACCAAAUAUGCCCCAACAACGGCAAGACCAGCAUCAUCAGAGUACCAUGAUGCACCCAGCCUCAGCAGCAGGCCCACCAAUUGUGGCCACCCCACCAGCUUAUUCCACACAAUAUGUUGCCUAUAGUCCUCAGCAGUUUCCAAAUCAGCCUCUUGUUCAGCAUGUGCCACAUUAUCAGUCUCAGCAUCCUCAUGUCUAUAGUCCUGUAAUACAGGGUAAUGCUAGAAUGAUGGCACCACCAACACAUGCCCAGCCUGGUUUAGUAUCUUCUUCAGCAACUCAGUACGGGGCUCAUGAGCAGACGCAUGCGAUGUAUGUUUCCACUGGCUCCCUUGCCCAGCAGUAUGCGCACCCUAAUGCUACCUUGCACCCUCAUACUCCACACCCUCAGCCUUCAGCUACCCCCACUGGACAGCAGCAAAGCCAACAUGGUGGAAGCCAUCCUGCACCCAGUCCUGUUCAGCACCAUCAGCACCAGGCCGCCCAGGCUCUCCACCUGGCCAGUCCGCAGCAGCAGUCAGCCAUUUACCAUGCGGGGCUGGCACCAACCCCACCUUCCAUGACACCUGCCUCCAAUACACAGUCGCCACAGAAUAGUUUCCCAACAGCACAACAGACCGUCUUUACGAUUCAUCCUUCUCACGUUCAGCCGGCUUAUACCAAUCCACCCCACAUGGCCCAUGUACCUCAGGCUCAUGUACAGUCAGGAAUGGUUCCUUCUCAUCCAACUGCCCAUGCGCCAAUGAUGCUAAUGACGACACAGCCACCCGGCGGUCCCCAGGCCGCCCUCGCUCAAAGUGCACUACAGCCCAUUCCAGUCUCGACAACAGCGCAUUUCCCCUAUAUGACGCACCCUUCAGUUCUGGUUCAAGUAUCUCUAGAAAAAGACAAGACUGAGAGAUGUUCUCUUUGGUGGCUAGAGGUCUGCUUCAGAAGGAGGAAGGCUGGCCAGAGUUGGGCAGUGCCGCAAGCCCACGUCCUCACCCUGACGCUGAUUCUAAAUGAUCAAAGGCAGAAGAUUUAUACCAGAUAAAGCCAUAUGGAUUGCUGGUCUAAAAUUCAAGGCAGGUUAGUUGACUUAAUUCUUUGGUGCUGGUGACUGUUAGUUUGUAAAAGUUCACUGAAGUCAGGCAAAGGAAGUGAUGAUGCUGGGAGCAGUUAAGCUAUCCUCGUUGUCUGUAAUUAGAGAUAACUGGAGGGCCUGUGACGCUUACUGUCCAACUGGCACUCAGAGUCUGGCUCUCAGCAGAGGCUGCUGGCUUGGCCUCUUGCCUCCAGCAGUGGUCACAUUGAGGCUGGAAAGAGGGUGGUGGCAUGUGCUAUGACUGCGGUGGGCUGGCUGCAGCCGUCAGGAUUGCUGCCUUACUGCCUGUGACGGCAUCAAGCCCAGGGACCCACUGCUCCCGUUCCUCCAGCUCAACCUGCUCUAGCAGAAAGAAAAGGCAUUGACUUAGUGUCGCUUCUUCCCAGGCCAUGAGGGGCCUUUUUUGUCAGAAUGUAUUUGAGCUGUCCUGGCAACUCAGACACAUUUAAUGAAGAAAUGUUUUUCUUGAACAUUUUACACUGAAGCAGUCUGGAAGUGGGUGACUCUGUCACAGAUUCUGAGCUUGUACUUUGUAGCCAGUCGGUCAGAGCUGCAGGCUUGCUGUGCCUGGCUUGCCUCUUGGCACUCCCUGAGAAUUGUAUGUUGAGAGGCUGUUAAGAAGUGAGUGCCCCUGGCUUGUGGAUAUCAUAUCCCAGAUGUUUGUUUACCCUUCUGGUUGGAGGGAGGGAACUUACUUGUUUGGUUCAUUGUCUGCUUGGCCCCUUUCCUGUGCAGACAGGGGAAAAUCUGUACCAGUGACUUGUCAGAAUUGACUUUCUGUGAUGAGCUUUCUCUUGUAAAAGAGAAAUCCAAAACAGUGCUUACUCCUGGUCUACACUUUGCUUAGCAUUCAUUAAUCAGACCUGCUUGAUGUGUAGAAAAUGUGGCCCUUAGAAAUAGACCACAACUCUAGAUCAGGGUUGGUUAUGCUUUACCAUCUGUGAAAACACCCAGGACUGUUGGUUUUAUCUGUAUAUAUAAGGUGGGGGGAGGGAGGGGCACGCCACACAGCUUGCAGGAUCUCAGUUCCCCCGACCAGGGAUGGAACCCACGCCCCCUACAGGGGAAGCACAGAGCCCUACCACUGGACCAACAGGGA